Eublepharis macularius is the source of this 1382-nucleotide messenger RNA. RefSeq names its product hes related family bHLH transcription factor with YRPW motif like (gene HEYL). Gene Ontology annotation, molecular function: RNA polymerase II cis-regulatory region sequence-specific DNA binding; protein dimerization activity; DNA-binding transcription factor activity, RNA polymerase II-specific. NCBI's taxonomy places the organism in Eukaryota, Metazoa, Chordata, Lepidosauria, Squamata, Eublepharidae. Bases 182 to 1156 code for a protein of 324 amino acids. The transcript is spliced from 5 exons. Gene Ontology annotation, cellular component: nucleus. Gene Ontology annotation, biological process: anterior/posterior pattern specification; regulation of neurogenesis; regulation of transcription by RNA polymerase II. The record is from RefSeq and is a predicted model, not a curated record.
CAUAAAAGAGGGAUGUGCUCAGAAGAAGGAGGCACGGAGGAAGAAGCAGAAAACUGAGAGAGAGGCUGAUCCCCAGGAGCACUUGUUAGCAGUUUCCAGCCAGACAUUAGCGGCCAUACAGGAGCCAAAAAGCAGCGGCAGAAAAGGCAAGCCUUUCAAAUCCAGGCACCUACAGGGAAGGAUGAAGAGGCCCUGCCAGGACAAAAGGUCAUCGGAUACAGACUUGACCAUCAAUGUGGGGAAAGAGGAAGCCUGCAGCCAAACACCCAGGUCCGCUUCUCCAACCACAUCAUCAAUGGUACAAGCAAGAAAGAAGCGAAGAGGGAUAAUUGAAAAACGGCGCCGGGACCGUAUCAACAGCAGCCUCUCCGAGCUGCGGUGCCUGGUCCCCACUGCCUCUGAGAAGCAGGGCUCUUCAAAACUGGAGAAAGCAGAGAUCUUACAGAUGACGGUAGAUCACUUAAAAAUGAUUUGUGCCACUGGGGGCACAGCAGGGUUGCUAGAUGCUCAAGCAAUGGCAGUGGAUUACAGGAACAUCGGUUUUCGGGAAUGCCUCGUGGAAGUGAUGAGAUACCUGGGCAGCCUUGAGAGCAAGAGCAGCGGCGUCGACCCUAUCCAGCUGCGGCUACUUUCCCACCUAAACAACUACAUUGCUGAAAUGGAGCCUCCUACCAGAAAUGCAUCCCUCCUGCCCGUUCAUUCCUGGCCUAAGUCACUUCUCUGGAAAUCUAGCUACCCCAUAGGGACAUCCAACCCAGUGCAUGUGCCUUGGAGGGAAUGGGCGAUUUGGUCUGCUUCGUCGGUAAUCUAUCCUGGUCCUGCACUGAGAGCAGCUCCAAUGGGACACAUCCCUAACGCAGUCGCACCAGCCUGUCCUAACGUCUUGUCUAGUUGGAUUGCAUCAUCGCCAUCAAAAAGCAGGCCUCCAGUGCUGACCUCGGCCACCUCCACUUCUGCAUCUCGUGCAAGAGUCAGAGAGGCAGCCCCCAGGAGGAGCCAGUUGGCAGCACUUCUCUCCUCUUCUUCAGCUAGAGUUCCAAUCACACCUGUUUACAGGUCUUCUCCUGCUUUGAAUCCUCCUCCCCAGGGAUCAGAAAUCACAACUGAGACAGCUGGACGUUGCCGUUUCAGGUCUACUGAAAUUGGAGCUUUUUGACCAACAGCAAUUGAGUUUGUUAAACAGCACCACAUUUAAUAACAACAACACUUGGCUGUAUGCAGCACUCGCUUCUCCUUUACAUAUAUUCAAAGGGUCUUUUCAUAAGCUCAGUACAUUCUAUGGGGGAGGCAUGAUCUUUGCAGGAAGUCACAGGCAGAAAAUGUUAUUUUCCCCCCUUUGCAUUCAGGAAUGACAGAGGGACUGGGCUUGUGCAAAUGUUAGG